Penicillium salamii is the source of this 1860-nucleotide messenger RNA. Lineage: Eukaryota; Fungi; Ascomycota; Eurotiomycetes; Eurotiales; Aspergillaceae. The record is from the annotation of a GenBank genome assembly.
AUGCCUCUGUCCAAUGGCAGUAUGCGAAUCCAACGGUUGAUUGUAUUACUUGCCAUUGGGGUGCUCGCCAUCUUCUCUCUUUUACUCCUGCGCUCCCCAAGUUCGCCGCAAAAGCCUAUAAACCUGCCUCCUCCCGAACCGAUCCAACACCCUCAACUCCAUGCGGGGCAGAAUACCUACCUCCCCGAGAAGGAACAUCCGAUUUCGCGUUUGAUUGGCAAUGCCCGGCAGACCUUUGACCAUGCGCAAUCACAGCAGUCCAAGACUCUGGCUCAGGCCGUCGAGGAGUACAAGCGUCGGUACAACAUGCACCCGCCGCCACACUUCGACAAGUGGUUCGAAUUCGCCCAGUCGAAAAACGUACAGCUCGUCGACGAAUUCGAUUCCAUCUACCAUUCCCUGCUUCCUUUCUGGGGGUUGAAACCGAAAACGAUCCGGGAGAGGGCGCGCGAGACACUUGGGUUUGACAAUGCGGUCCUGGGUGUUUUGAUUCGUGACGGCAAGGUGUCCUUAACGGACGGAGGAGGCGAUGAUCGGAAGUGGCAACGGGAUGCCACUGCUGGAAUGAUGGGGGCAUUUGUGAAAUACCUACCGGACAUGGAUUUGGUUUUCAAUACUCACGAUGAGCCUCGUGUGAUUCUGCCAAGCGCGGACUUGGAGCGCUUGGUGCAGACAGCCAAGGAUCAAAUCCUUCCUGCUGCGUUCAAGAAAACCCCUACUAAUGCGUGGUCUGCUCGAGCAUCGGAUAUUAACAAAGGCGACCGCAUUGACGAGGUGCGCACCACGCGCUUUAAUAGAUUUGCGCACCAGCCGACUUGGACAAACUCCCGAAUUUCCUGCCCCGUCAACAGCCCUGCGCGCUCGCUCGACGAUGAUGCCCCGGACAACGUUGAUCCCUACGCUUACGGCGAGCUCGGUUUUAUUUACAACACCACUGCAGCCUCCGACAUCUGCAAUACCCCUUCGCUUCGUUAUACAUAUGGAUUCUUCGACCGACCCAAUGCAUUCGACGUUGUCCACGACCUGUUCCCUAUAUUUUCGCAAAGCAAGAUCUCCAGCUUCCAGGACAUCAUAUACCCAAGUCCCUGGUACUGGGCUGAUAAGGUGCCGUAUGAUAAAAAGAAGGACUACGAGUGGGAUGCAAAGACCAACCGAAUGUAUUGGCGCGGGUCGACAACUGGUGGAUUCUCACGCGCCGGUGGCUGGCGCAGACAGCACCGGCAGCAGUUUGUCGACAACGUCAAUGCUCUGGGCACCAGCAAGAUCCUCAGCCACCAGGAAAGUUCCUGGGUGUCGCAAGAUGUCAUGCGAGCCAACUAUAAGGACAUGUUCGAUGUCAAGUUCACACUGAUUGGUCAGUGUGAUCCAGACGAUUGCAAUGCGCAAACCGAAUACUUUGGAGUAUUCAAGCAGACUGGGCAGCAGGAUGCGUGGGCACAUAAGUACCUGGUCGAUAUCGACGGUAAUGCCUUCAGUGGCCGGUUCCACGCUUUCCUGCACAGUAACAGCUUCGUUUACAAGAUUGCCAUCUUCCGCGAGUGGCAUGACGAGUGGCUGAAGCCCUGGGUGCACUAUGUGCCCCUCAGUUUGAAGGGUAAUGAGUAUCUCGAGAGCAUGCGAUACUUCACUUCUACGGAUGGCUCGGACUCUGCUCGCCAAAUCGCCAGUCAGGGUCAGAGCUGGGCCCAGAAGACACUACGUAAUGAAGAUCUGGAGGUUUGGUUCUUCCGCUUGCUCCUGGAGUAUGUAUUUUCCCAUUCCCAUUCCCAUUCCCAUUCCAUUUCCAGUGGGCAUACUGACAGCUAUAGGUAUGGUCGAUUGGUCGACGAUAACCGGGACCAACUUGGAUUCAUUCUUUGA